GCGGGGUUUAUGACUUGUGGCUGUGGUAACUUGUGACGACCCUACGGAUGCCGCAGUAAAAUUGGUCGCGCUUGCGCAGUCCCGUUCCUCUUUUUCCUGGAAGUGCCCCUAAUCCAUCGCACCAUGGCAGACACUGAUCUUGACUUCACCAUCGGCGAGUCUGGCGCCUCUGCCACCAUUCCUAUGCAGUGCUCUGCCCUGCGAAAGAACGGCUAUGUGGUGUUGAAGGGACGCCCUUGCAAGAUCGUGGAAAUGUCCACCUCCAAGACAGGAAAGCACGGACACGCCAAGGUUAACAUGGUGGGCAUUGACAUCUUCACCAACAAGAAGUAUGAGGACAUGUGCCCCUCCACCCACAACAUGGACGUGCCCCACAUCAAGAGGAAUGAGUUCCAGCUGUUGAACAUCACGGAUGGGUUCAUGUCCCUCAUGGGUGACAAUGGAGACGUGAGGGAGGACCUGCGUGUGCCUGAUUCAGACCUGGGCAAGGAGAUCGAGCAGAAGUUUGCUGCUUCAGAGGAUAUCCUGGUCUCUGUGCUGUCUGCUAUGGGGGAGGAGUGUGCUGUGGCCAUUAAGCAGAUGACCGGUGGCAAAUAGAAAGACAGGACUGACCUGCCCAGGCAACAAACUCCACCCACAACCAGUCUAGUAUUCUUAUUGGUUCUUCUGUCACCAAAGCGACGGCCUUCACAGACAACCUCAAUCAUUCUGUUGUGAUUACUCCUUUGUUUUUUCCCCCUCUCGUUUUUUGGUUUCUCUCUCCGACGCUGUCGGACUGUCCCAGCGUUACUGCGGCACGCUCGCUGUGUUGGCUGGCAUUCUGCCGGAUCACUGAGGUUUUGUUUAGUUCUACAUAAUCUACUAUAUAAAGAAAAGUACUUAUUGGUGAAAUAUAGAAUCUUUUUUUGACUUCUUCCUCAUUCCUGUUUAUUUUUGCCUUCGAGAUGUUUGUCUUGCCACAUACAUUCCUGAAUGUUUAAAAUAAUGAUGGGAUCCA
Messenger RNA from Salvelinus fontinalis (brook trout), 997 nucleotides. Its product is annotated as eukaryotic translation initiation factor 5A-1-like. The record is from RefSeq and is a predicted model, not a curated record. Bases 124 to 597 code for a protein of 157 amino acids. Gene Ontology annotation, molecular function: ribosome binding; RNA binding; translation elongation factor activity. Lineage: Eukaryota; Metazoa; Chordata; Actinopteri; Salmoniformes; Salmonidae. Gene Ontology annotation, biological process: positive regulation of translational elongation; positive regulation of translational termination. The transcript has 5 exons.